Molecule: messenger RNA, 910 nt
Organism: Bombina bombina (fire-bellied toad)
Lineage: Eukaryota; Metazoa; Chordata; Amphibia; Anura; Bombinatoridae
Gene: SH3BGR
Product: SH3 domain binding glutamate rich protein
Exons: 7
Coding region: 115-663 (182 amino acids)
Cellular component (GO): cytoplasm
Source: RefSeq, a predicted model, not a curated record
CAUGGCCCAGAAUGCUGGUUAAGUUUACAGUCUAUUGAUAUUCAGUCUAACAGAAUCAAACACUCUGGACCCCUGUUACGUAUUUGUUGGAUUCUCCCUUCACUUACAGCCAAAAUGGUCAUUAAAGUAUUUGUAGCAACUGUUGCAGGAUCCACAGCGAUCAAAAAGAAGCAACAGGAAGUGGUUGGAUUUUUGGAGGCCAACAGAAUUGACUUUGAAGAAAAAGAUAUUGCAUGUAAUGAUGAUAAUCGACAGUGGAUGAGAGACAAUGUUCCUGGGGAAAUGAAGCCGAAAAAUGGAAUUCCCCUUCCUCCACAGAUAUUUAAUGAGGAGCAAUAUUGCGGGGACUUUGAAUCUUUCUUUAAUGCCAAAGAAGGGAAUGAAAUACAAGUGUUUCUUGGCCUGGCCCCACAACCAAGCUCAAAGGAAGCAGAAAUCUCACCUGACCUCCAAAAUGGGGAAGUUCCACAGGAAGAAAAUAAUGUCAGUUCACCAUCUGCUGAGGAAAAGGAACCAGCCAGUGAAAACCCAGAAAAUGUGACAAAUGCAACUGAAGAGAAACAGGAGGAAGAAGUAGAAGCUACUCAAGAAGAGGAGCAGGUGGAAGAAGAGGUAGAAGAAGAGGCUGUAGAGGAGGAGGCAGAAGAGGAAGAGGAAUCAUAGAAAUCAGGCUGCCAUAAACCUGGGUAUAGCAUCUGUAAAACAAUGCACUUGGUUACAAUUUGUUCACCUGAAGGACGGCACUCUAGCAAAAAUCACUUAACAAACGCUCCCAAUAACUCUCUUUGCACCUUGACCUUAUUUAUGUGACAUUUAAUCAUGCUAUUUUCCACUGUAUUUCAACAGGAAAAUAUUGUGAACAGAACAUAUGUUUGUAAUAAAGUUGGAAAUAAAAAAUGUAUUCUUUCUA